Molecule: messenger RNA, 11827 nt
Organism: Porites lobata
Lineage: Eukaryota; Metazoa; Cnidaria; Anthozoa; Scleractinia; Poritidae
Source: the annotation of a GenBank genome assembly
AGCAAUUUGAGAACAAUCUAGGAGUGGACUCAAAUUGUCUAUGAACUACUUAACUGUUAUGAAGUAGUUUUGUGGUUGUUUUUGACAUUAUUAUCAUAAGGAUUUUUGGAUGACAGUUCUGUUUCUUCUUUGUCCUUCUCGUGAUUUGAGUUUCGUUAUGUUUGGGUUUGAGGAUCACGGUUAACCAGGCAAAAGCUAUUCUUGAGAUCUCUGAAGCAUUUCAGGAUCGCUUGACUUUUCGUGACCGACAUAUGAUAGUUUUGGUUGGCUGGGAUUCUUAGAUAUUAAGUCAAAUUUAUUGAAAAUACCGGACUGCCGCGGGUUAUUUAGUGUUUUGAAAACCUUGACCGGUUACCGGCCAUAUAGCCACAGUGUUUCACGUUAUCACGCACUUUAGAAGCCCAUACACGGGCACUUGAGGAUCUCCUUCUCAAAAUUAAGUGCUAGAACAGGUCUAGCAAUUUGAGAACAAUCUAGGAGUGGACUCAAAUUGUCUAUGAACUACUUAACUGUUAUGAAGUAGUUUUGUGGUUGUUUUUGACAUUAUUAUCAUAAGGAUGUUUGGAUGACAGUUCUGUUUCUUCUUUGUUCUUCUCGUGAUUUGAGUUUCGUUAUGUUUGGGUUUGAGGAUCACGGUUAACCAAUAUAUGCGUUAACAGGUUUUUGAGUGUUAUUACCUUUUUAAUGGGUUUGUCGACAAAAGUGUCAUCAAGCUUGGGGUUUAAUUAAGUUUGAUUGUCAGUUUUUAAGUGCGUACGUUUUGGGACUAUUGCUGACCUUGAUUAUUACCUACAUGAGAGUUCCUGUUUUGGUUUAAGAUUUAGUCUCGUGGAUUUAGCUCUCGAGCUUUCAUUGGUUUUCUUGUAGGGUUGUUUAUUCCACUUUUGUUAACAACGGGAAAUUCGUUAGAAGUCAUUCGGAAUAGCGUUCGUAACUCUCACGAUCAGCAACCCUAAACGUACCUGCGUUAUGCUUAUAUAAGUUGUAUAGUUGGAUGUUUAGGAGAGUGUGAUUAGCUGUUGUAAGAAGCUGAGCUGAAGACGUUUGUGUUGCCGCCAGUAAUUAAAGGAAGAAAGUAUCAAAGCUUUGUCAGAGUCCUGGAGUACUCUCGCUAGAAGAGCUGUCCCCGUCGAAGAAACCCCUAACUUAUUUGGUGGAGAAUCCGCUUAAAGAAGACGAUUGUGAGUGGAACUUUGUUAUUUUUAGCAUGCCUUUCUGUUGCAAGGUAGUUUAGUUCUUUUUGGCAUUUGUAAUGCGUCGUUUUUCUUUGUAAAUUUAGUCUUCCGUUAAACUCUGUUUUCGUUAGUGUUUCUUGCCGCUGAGAUGGGUCAAUUUCAAAGUCGGGUUUCCUGUUAGUGUUUUGGUGGCAUUUUCCUUUUCCCAUGUUUUUGAAUAAGUACAAGAUUUGUUCUUCAACUUUGGGACAAUUGGCUUAAUCCUGAUUACUAGGCGUAGAGCACGUGCCCUGGCUGAACGGGCUUCUAGCCAGGAAAAUUUGGGUUUGUCUCCGAGUUCUAAUGAGUGGCCUGCCCCUGCUCCACCCGUUCCUCAGUCUAGAGAAUCAUUGUUUCACUCGUUUUUAAGGUCAGUUAGGUCUAAUAGGGCCGAGGCUCAAGCGUUAAGUGCAAUUCCAACUCCUAGUGAAGGUUCCUCUAUAUCUUGAUGCUCUAGCAAUCAGAGCCUAAAUUCGCAAGAGGAGGUAAUUUACGAGGACGUAGUGCCGAAUGAAAUUAACGCUAGUCGCGAUAAUAUAAGUGUUGAUUCAACUGAGCGUAAUAGCGAUUCAUCGUCAGAUAGUGAGUUUAGUGCUUUGGAGUCAGGUGAUUUGUCUCUUGCCCCAGCCUCCGCCGAGAUGGAAAAUCAGGUUAAUCAGUUGUGUCAGGCAGUUGAGUGAAUGCAGGCGUCGAUUAACUCACAAAGUAGAAACGUCAGCGUUAAGUCGUCAGUUACUUUCCCAGUUUUUAGGGCUGAUGAGUGCGAGGAUGUUCAUGAAUUUGUUACGCGGGAUGACGUAGUCAGCCAGCGUUAAAAAUUCGGGAGCGCAUUCCUUUCAUCGUCUUGGGAGUCAAAAAUUGCCUUGUUUUUUUUUACUUUCCCGUAUCCCGAGCCCGUCCCGAUAAAAUUGUGUGAUCUUUAUUGGCUGCAACUUCGAAUCACGUGCAAGUCAGGUUGGAUUGCACAAAAAGAAAAAAGAUACUGCGUCAGCAAAGAAGGGUAAAGCAAGAUUACACCAACACAUCCCGCGCAAACGCCUUCGGGCGUCUUCUUGUUAGGAAUUAUAAAAGAGCUGGUCGUUUGAAUGGUGGGGACGACGUUAAUUUGUCCUUGGGUCUUCCACUCUAUUUAAAGGGUCAUGCUAGCUUGUGGUUUAACACGUUGCCUACACCAGAUGAAAUGUCUUUUGAUGAAUUAUCCGAGGAGUUAGUUACUCAUGUUGGGUCCGGAGCCAGCGAGUGGCGCGUAAGGCAGGCACUAGGCCAGCGUUAGCAGUUAGAAAAAGAAUCUGUUGCUGACUACUCUUAUAGUCUCCGUACUCACUGUGUUAGAAUAAACUUGCCUAGAACUGAAUGGACGCAUUAUUUUGUUCAGGGGCUUCUCCCCGAAAUUCGUGAGUAUGUAGUUUUGCAACAGCCUGAGAGUUUGAAGGUGGCUGAAAAUUAUGCAAAGUUAAAAGAGUCGCUAAAAAAGAGGAAUUUAGUCCUAAAGGAAGUGUCUGCGAAGAUAUUAGAGGAGCUUUCAAAGGCAAUCGGUUCCAAGGAUAUGUCACUCGCAGUUAGUGCCAUCAAUCAAAGAGAGCCCUUUGUGAGUAAGUCUGAAAUGAAACAAAAUCGGUUCCAGUAGGAUAUAGUUUUAAUCAACGCUAUAAACAGCCUUUAGGUUUGCGUUCUCGUUUUGUGCCAUCAAUCAAAUUGUUGUUCGAGGAGCCCAGAGUUAUUUUUAAAGGUCAAGGAGUUGGCAAUCUAAUCAAGUCGCGCCCCUGUCUCGUUGAAAAAUGAACCCGUGAUGGGGGCUUCAAAAGUUGAACAAAAAAGAGUUUAAAUUUAUCGUCCGGGGCGUGCAAAACUGAUAAAUCUGCUUUCAGUAAAGUGCGUCCUGAUGGGGUUUCUGUUAUCGCGAAAAAAAAAUUUGAUGGAAAAGUUGUUGGUAAAGAUAGAGACGAAGCUUCGUCAAAACAACCUUUGAAUCGUCAGACGUUUGUCAAUUUUCGCAGUUAAGUCAAAAUAGUUUUUCUAAGCAAGGCACGUGUGUUGAAAAUCUUAACAAUUAUUUUUGCUAUCACUAUUAAAAUACUAGAGUUGUUUGAAGGAAUUGUCACAAGCAUCAAUGAUGUUCUCAAUCUACCGUCCAUAUUUCAUAACAAAAGUGAGUGUUUUUAUUCCAGCACGAAUUCGCCAAUUUCUUCGGUUUCCUCUGUUGGAAAGGAAUGUCCCAAAUGUUUUUGGGGGAAUUGAAACAAGAAAAGCCCCAAAAUUUUAAAUGCGUUGUUCCCAAAGAAGGCAAAUUAACUUUUGAAAAGUUCGAUGUUAUAGUUGUUGAUCCGUUAGAUGUUGGUGAUGUUACGGUUAAAGAUGUUGUCUCUGAAGAUGUUUUGAUCAAUAAGAUAAGUGAUAGCGACGUGUAUUCAAGUGGUAAUGCAGUGAAUAUUAAAAGAGCAUCAUUUGGGUCUUCGGAAGUCGAUGAUUUGGGUAUUCUUGGUGGUGAAACAAAAACGCUGACCCGAAGUGAGGUUGGCUCGCCUGCGGGCGCUUUGUUGAUUAAUUCUCCGAGUGUAGGGGAUAAACUAAAAUUAGAUACUAUUAAUGGUAUUUGUGUUCCUUUCGUGGCCGAAAAUUCUACUUUGCCUAUUAGUAUAGCGGGUCACAAUUUUUAUUGUUUGAUAGAUUCUGGGGCUGCUUUCACGGCAGUCAACGCAAAAGUGUGGCGUGAGUGUUUGAGUCACGCUUAUCCGGGUCUGGACAAGUGUAGUUCAGAACGUGUGACUUCAGUAAAUGGGUGUCAAUUGACUACGAUUGGGAAGUUGUCGGUGGAAUUUGUUAUUGAUUUGCAUGCUUUUCCUUUCGAGGUGCACGUGAUUGAGGAUUUAACUUGCGACGUAAUUCUUGGUAGAGAUUUUCUACAAAAAUUUUGUUUCAAAGUUGAUUUUGAAAAUGGAAUGGUGAGUUUUUUUCCCUGAGUCUGAUCCUUUGCCUUUUAAGGAUGUUCAGUUAGAUGAUGUUGUUAAUCCUCACGAAACGUUUAUUUCUCCGGUGCAUGCCUCACGUACAUUCGUUAUUCCACCUCAGUCUGAAAUUCUGGUGCCAGGUAGGCUAGAUGAUUUGCCAGCAAGUGUGGUGAGUAUUAAUAGUGUGUUAGCCCCGAAGACUAAUCUUUGUCACAGGUAUUGAGUAUUUGGAGCUUCAGAGCUUGUCAGUGUUGCAGAUGAUGGAACAGUUCCUGUAAGAAAAGUAAACCCUUCCUCUCAGUCUCUUAAGAUUUACCGUAGGACUCGGUUGGCUAAUUUUGAGGAUGUAGAUCAAAACAUUGCGACUUUUGAGAUAGCUGCUUCGGAUCCGAUAAGGGAAUCCGUCUUUGCCUGAUUCAUGCAGUGACCAGUUCGAACAAUGUGAUUAUUCUGAAUUGCCUGAUUUGUCUGAGAGUGUUUUGUCUGAUGGUGAUAGAAUUUUAAUUCUAUCACAACAACAAAUUCCGAAACUUAAAAGUUUCGGAAUUUGUUCAAGAAGUAUCGUGAUGUUUUUGCUUUUCCUGGGGAUCAAUUGGGUAGGACUUCCCUUGUUCAGCAUGUCAUAGAUACUGGUGAUGCUAUGCCGAUUAAGCAAAGGCCAUACAGAGCUUCUCCUGAUGUUAAGAAAGAGAUUGACCGUCAAGUGGACGAAGUGCUUGAGAAUGUAAUUAUUCAAGAGUCUGUUUCUCCCUGGAGCUCUCCAGUUGUUUUGGUUAAAAAGAGGGAUGGGUCGUACAGAUUUUGUGUCGAUUUUCGAAAGCUUAAUAAGGUCACUAAACUAUAUAUAGCUUUCUGAUGCCUUUGGUGGCAGAUGUGCUGGACUCUUUAGCAGGCACGAGUCUCUUUUCUUGUCUGGAUUUAAAAAGCGGUUUUUGGCAAAUUCAAAUGAAUUUUGGCUCAAGGGAAAAAACAGCUUUCGCCACACAUAAUGGUCUUUAUGAUUUCUCACCAUGCCUUUCGGAUUAAGUAAUUCGGGAGCCAGUUUUCAGAGACUUAUGGGGCAUAUCUUAAGAGGAUUAGAGUAUCGUUAUAGUAUCGUUAUAGCUGUUGAAGAGCAUUUGUCUCACCAGGAGGACGUUUUUAAAAGGCUUCGUGAAGCUAAUGUCAAGCUUAACUCAAAGAAGUGCAAUUUCGUUAAGCAAAAGGUUGAAUAUCUUGGCCAUAUUGUGACUCCGGAUGGUAUUAGCACCAAUCUUGACAAAGUGCGCGUUGUACAGGAAUUCCCUACGCCCUCUAAUUUGAAAGAAUUUAGGAAUUUUUUGGGUCUUGCUAACUAUUAUAGGCGUUUUGUUAAGGGUUGUUCUCAUAUUGCUGCCCCUUUGAAUGCGUUGACUAGAAAGGGCGUUUCUUUCAAGUGGUCAGAACAAUGUGCAGUCGCUUUCGAUAAGUUGAAGCGUGCUUUAGUUUCUGCUCCUGUUUUGGCAUAUCCCAAUUUCUGCAAGCCCUUUCUGUUGCUCGUUGAUGCAAGUUCUACGGGAAUUGGUUUUACUUUGGGUCAAGUUCAAAAUGGAAAAGAAGUAGUGAUCGCAUAUAAUGGGCGUAGUUUGAAUCAAGCAGGGCAAAAUUAUAGUACGACUGAAAGAGAAGAGGGGAUUAAAAAGUUUCAACCUUAUCUUCACCGUCGUAGAUUUACAGUUGUCACAGAUCAUAGCUCUUUGCGUUGGCUAAUGAAUGUUAAGGAUGCGUCAGGUCGUCUUGCUACAUGGGCUUUACUUCUUCAACAGUAUGACUUUGAGAUAGUUCAUCGCCCCGGUAAGGUUCACGGUAACGCCGACAGUUUGUCUAGGCGUCCGUAUGUAACAUCUGAGUUCAAUUCCCUCCAGAGGGACGAUCCACAGGUUUCAAAGGCUCGAGAAAUGCAGAGGCGUGAUGUCGAGUUGAGUGAGAUUAUUGAUUUUCUUGAGAGCGAUGUGUUACCAUUUGAUGAUCGUGACGCGCGUAAGGUUUUGCUCACCAGUAAUGCUUUUUACUUUACCAUUUAGACUCUAAGCGCGGGAGUAAUUCUUAUGACUCAUUUUCUCAGCAUGUUGUGCCAGCGUCGUUGAGGUUUGAAAUAUUGUCCAACGUCCAUGAUCAUGUUUCCGGUGCGCAUUUUGGUGUACAUAAAACGUUUGCUAAAAUCAAACAGAUAUAUUGGUGGAAAGGGAUGCAUAAGGAUGUUGAGCAUCGGUGUAAGUCGUGUACUGAUCAUGAGUGUUCUAUGAGAAAGUCGCCUAGAAAUUCGAAGAAGGCGCCUUUGCUUCCAAUUCCAGUUGAGGGUGCAUUCGAUAGAGUAGCUGUGGAUGUUUUGGGACCCUUCCCAGCGUCAAAUAUGGGCAAUAGGUACAUUGUGGUGCUCAGUGAUUACCUCACUCGUUGGUGUGAGGCAUUUCCAGUUCCGAGUGUUGAAGCAACAGUAAUCGCUCGUCUUUUAGUUGAUGAGAUCAUUUCUCAGCAUGGUGCCCCAAGGGUAUUAUUUCCUGAUAGAGGGACAAAGUUUUUGUCCAAAAUUGUAACCGACGUUUGCAAAUUUAGUCUUCCGUUAAACUCUGUUUUCGUUAGUGUUUCUUGUCGCUGCGAUGUGUCAAUUUCAAAGUCGGGUUUUCUGUUAGUGUUUUGGUGGCAUUUUGCUUUUCCCAUGUUUUUGAACAAGUAUAAGUUUUGUUCUUCAACGUUGGGAGACUUGGCUUAAUCCUGAUUACUAGGCGUAGAGCGCGUGCCCUGGCUCAACGGGCUCCCAGCCAGGAAAAUUUGGGUUUGUCUCCGAGUUCUAAUGAGUGGCCUCAUGGUUUCAUGGUUCAUGAAAAGAUGGUCUGAAAAGGAGACAGUGUUUUCAACUGGGACAAGAACAGUAGUAACGGAUUUUACACGUCACGUCACGUUACUCGACCGGAGCUAUGUUGCGUGACGACACGAAAAUCUAUCCAGUAUAGUAUGAAGACCCAUUUGAUAUGCGACUCUUCACUUUAGAGAUCGGCGCGGCGUAGCUUCGCUCCGUUACAAAGAUCGCGCCGAGAUCACCGUUUUUAUUUGUGAACAGAAGCCCUAUCCAGUAUGGUUUCCGUGCCGGCGCAAAAUCUACCCGCUAUAGUGUGAAAACACACGAUAUGUGACUCUCCACUUUAGAGAUCCGCGCGGCGUAGCUUCGCUCCGUUACAGAAAUCGCGCCGAAAACACCAUUCUCAUGCGUAAACAGAAGCCCUAUCCAGUAUGGCUUCCAUGCCGGCGCAAAAACAACCCGGUGUAGUAUUAACAGAGGCUAAAACUGCCGAAAGUUUUCUGGUAUGGGACGCGUUCGUUCGAUUUCCGAAUAUUUUCGUUCUUAUUCUUUUGCUACGGAAUAAGUUUUCUCUUAAGUUGGGAUAAUUUUGGGUCCAGUGUUUCUUGGUGUUUUCAGUUAGAAAUCCAAAACAUAGAUUCACUAGCCACACGCUAUUAAAUCUAAAUUUGCAUUUUGAGGAAUUUUAUGAUUCCGAUCAAUUCACUUGAUGAUUCCCAUCACAUUUAUUUCUAAAACUCAAAUACAAUUUCGAAAACCUGCCGUCUUGUAUGUCAGCUCAGUUUCGGCUCUACUUACAACUCAUAACUUCCUGUAUAACAAGACACGUCGCGGUCGUUGCGGUAGAUAAAAUCGCUCACGUCCGAAGAGUGGCAAAUCGCUUGUGAUGUGUAAAAUUUUUAAAAAUCAAUUCGCAUAUUUCUGAACUGGGUAAAAUUACAGAAAGAAAGACAGUAAAUAUCUCUGGUAAAAUAAAAUAAUAUUAUUGAUAAAUAAAAAAAAUAUGCCUGGCAAGUUUCCUGCAUUCGACGCCUGCGCUUACGAGAUUGAUGAUCAGCGCCACGCAAAGACAGAGGAGGACAAUUGAAUUGUCCUCCUCUGUUCCUAAACCUCCUCGUUUUCUGCACUAAAAAAAUAAUAACACAAAAGUACAAAGGUCGAUGAGCCAAAAUUUCGUUCAAGUGAAAAGUUUUUAGAUGAUGAAAAUAUAAAUAAGUUGAAAUAUCCAGACCCGGCUGUGUGCUUUGAAGACAAAUAUAAUUAGGCAAUAAUCUACGAAACCGCACAAGAUGGAACUUAAACGAAGAUCAAAAAUACUGUGAACAUAUGCCAGCCCUGCGCAGUAAACAUUCUACAGAAUAAAGCACAAUUUCGAUUUGACUGACUGAGAAAUGUUCACAGGUAUAUAAAAUAUUCGAUAAGAUUUCAGAGUACCAUGAAAUUUUCGCUUUUUGCUAUUCUUAAGAGGCUCAACUGGAUUUUAGACAAGCUCAUAAAAAAAGAGACAGUUCUUGGCAAAGAACAAGGCUAAACAAAUUACAAGCACAAGGUUAAACAUCCUGCGAUAGUUACCACGGUCUUAAGAAUAAAAUUAAACAACACUCGCGCAGUUAUCGGAGUUUUGAUUAAAAGGAAGAAACAAAAAAAAACGGUCGAGAUUAGUUUGUGGGUUCAAUUUCCAAGAAGAUUAAUUAAAGCAAAGAAAAGCGAUCAUGGAUCAAUUCGAAUGGUAUCUCAGACCUUCCCAUAACUCUGCGUGGGCAUCGUGUCGUUUACGACUCCGAACAAAACCCCCUGAAAGAGAUGUCAGACAACGAACAUCUGCUUAAACACCUUUGAAUAUCUUGUUCAAUAUUGUAUCUACAAACAAGUCGGACUAUUUUGCAACCUGUGCGCACGUACGCACGUUCAAAACAAAGAAAAGAAAUAUUAGAGACGGACAAACGACAAAUAUGACAGGAAUAACGACGUCUACGUAAAAAAAAAAACUUGUUUUACCAACCCAAUUAGUAAAAAGGAAUCAUUCAUUCAUCCAUUUAUAAAAUUCCGUUCUGUGUGUUGCCUGGAGAUUUUAAGAAGGAAGGUAGUAAGAAGUACUCCAGUAACAAACUGGUAAGAAAUCUGGUAAUCGAUCCUUAAGCUUUGAGUCAAAAGAAAACUCUUCACUGAACUUUCACAAGAAAUGAAAUUUUAAUUGGAAUUUUAUCUUGGUUUUGCUCAUUUACCAUUCAAAUGCUAUAUGUCGGUUGCAUUGGGUUACCUAGUAAUUUGUCUUAAGGAGGAAAGGGCACGAAUCAAGAUUCAAGAAUCAAUAAAUGUCUGAUUUUCAAAAAUAAUCAUGCACAAAGUAACCAAAACACUAGGGUACGCCCCUGAAUGUUAAUUUUUUUCUCUUUACUUUUGUGUAGUUAUGAAAGGCAUCGAUGUUACUAGAAAGACAGCGUCUUCAAACUAGAGGCCAUUACGUGCUUUUAAUUAUAAAGCAAUCUGCUUAUGAGAAGUACGAGGCCACACUAGUAAUGGUGAUAAAACAGAGCACAAACUCGGGGGACGCUUAAGAGAAGGCGAGGAAUUGAAGAACAACGUUGUAUUGAUUACAACACAAUGAUCGACUCACAACUCUUUGAUCCCUUUUGUUUUAGAUCGCGCGAAACAUGAGAACUUCUUCAGGAGAACUGAUUCGAUUCUUUACUCCUGUGUUCGUGGGACAUCUAGUUUUCUAUUACACGACGGAGUAAUCUACAAAGACAUCGUGUGCUACGAUACUCACAAUGAACAAUUCUAACAUGUCUGUCCCAGAAUGCAACCCGGGUCCAAAGUAUUUGCUGUGGAGUUUACGCCUGGCUUAUUCAAUUAUAUGGUUACUUGGAACGUUUGGAAACGCCGUUGUUUGUUUGGCAAUUGUCAAACGUAAGCGACUACAGAACAGCUGUAACAUGUUCACCUUCAACUUAGCUUUCCAUGACCUUAUACUCGUCGCAGUAUACGUACCCACACAAAUGAUCGCAAUGGAAAACUGUCGUCACUGGACUCUAGGCAACGUUAUGUGCCACCUUGUAUACAUAAUCCUUCCCUUGUCUUUGUCAGUGUCCGUUGGUACUUUAUUAGCAAUAACGGCGGACAGGUAUCGUGCUAUUGUAUUCCCAAUAAAAGCAAAACUUUCGCGCAAGCCUGUGUUCAUCGUCAUAGGAGUAAUAUGGAUGGUUUCGGCGCUGACAGUACUGCCGCUUGUGUUUGUAAUAAGCCUUGUUUCACCACAGCCUGGAGUCUACUAUUGUGUUGAGGAAUGGCCAUCCGAUACUAUAUUAGGAGUUUACUGGCUAGCUAUGUUUUUUAUCCAGUAUCUUCUCCCAUUAUGUACCAUUUCAGUUCUCGCAGGAAAAACGGCGUGUACAUUGAGGAAAACGUCACUAGAGGGUAAAAUGGAGACCUGUACGCAAAGCGAAAUGUUUAGGAAGACUCUACGGAAACGCGCUAAACAAACAAAACGUAUCACAAAGAUGUUGAUUGCGCUUGUUUUGCUUUAUGCCAUCUGUAUGCUUCCCCAACAUGUGGUUUAUACUUUCUUGGGAAUAUACGGAGAGUUGUUUAACAAAAGUUACAAAGAACAGGCCAUGAUCAUCGCCAACAUUUUUCCCAUAGCCAACAGCGCACUAAACGCAAUAGCAUACGGGACAUUGAACAAGGAAUUUAAGGCUGUCUUCAAAGGUUUGUUUGCUUGCGUUUGCUUCAAGAUGAAUUACCAAGGAGAAUUAUUCAGAAGAAAUACGGACAACUCAGCGUCCAGGAGCGACAUGUCAAUUAUGAAGAGUAAACGAGGGAACCCUUUGCUCCUCAAGGGAAGAAAUGGAAGAGAAACAAUGACGUCACCUCUCCCGAAUAUGAAACUGCAGGAGACACGGGAACAGGAAAUCCAGGAACUAUCGUGCAACCAGGGGAGAUACCGCCGGGGAUCGAGAAGGAAAAACCCCGACUCCGACUCCGACAGAAAGCGACUUAUUCACGAAGUCGAGACGGUGCUGUAAUCCAGGAAUUAUCGUCAAAUCAGGGGAGAUACCGCCGGGGGCGGGAAGGAAACACUCUGAUUCCGACAUAAGACACAAAAAAGCCUUUUGCACAGGAUAGUCGCUUACAAAAGUCGGGUGAGAGAAUAGGAAUAAGGGUGGAAGUUUCCAUGUUGAAAAGGAGCAGAAACCAAUUGAAACGUGUUCAGCUUGUCUUUACUGAAUGAAGCUUUUACAAGGGGUGACUCUUUCCACAUAUCCUUACAUUAAAACAACGUGGCUAUCUAAUCUAUCUGCCUUGAUCGGGAGACUAGCCUAGGUACGUGAGUACGAAAGACACUCAUUUGAACAUCGAACCACCGUUUAGAGUGUUUUUGUCACAUACCAUUAUUACCAAAAGACCAGGAGCAGACACAUCUGUCUCAUAAUCAUGGUAAAAUAAAUCCGCAAGGUCCGUCAUGGCUGUAAAUUAGCAAUAAGUGUCUCAGUUCUACACAAGAGAUCUUUACUUGCAUUACCCUUCUCAUGCACUUUCGCUGAUUCGGCCGGCGAAGUCACUUUCCCGCCAGCGGUAGGUAGAUUGUUCCAGGAAAGUUCCUUUUUUACAUCGUGAAGCAGUUCAACGAUUUCUUCGCCCAAACUUUGCCGAGUUUUCUCAGUUUGUUCAGCUGGGCGAGCAGAUCCUGAAUUUUUUACUACGGAUGAGUUUUCAAAGCAGUCCAACACGAAUGAUAAUCGUUUAGUAGCAGAAAAACCUGGCGUGAGCUAAAGCAGAAAGGAAAAAAAACAUCGUUCUUUAUUCCCCCAGCUAAGAUAUUAAGAAAUAAGUUCCCCACAACGGUC